AUGUCUUGGAUCCUCUCAAGCCCCAUUUUUGGUUAUGUGUUUGUUUUGCUGCUGUUGCAAAAUCUCGGGUCGCACAUGUUUGUAAAUGCCAAUGCCAUAGAAUGCAAUCAGUCUUGGCAGAAAACUACUCCAUUUCAAAUGUGUCAAGUAGACAGUAAGGGUACAUAUACAAACUAUGCUUGCAAAUGGUGCGGAAGGGCAGAUAACGGAAAACCCUCUGCGACUGACUGCGAGGGCCCGAGCGGAAAACCAUUGAACACCGCAGGAUCAUUCGUUUGCGAUGUCGCAAUGGAGUACGAUGAUAUUAAACACGUUGCAAGACCUAUCCGUUGCACACAUCUUGACACUGAUGGAGUAGCAAGAGACUAUCAUUGCGCGAGACGACAUCUGAACCAACAAUGUCCUCAAGAGUUGUGUCAUAUUGUAAAUAAGGGCAGUUGA
Molecule: messenger RNA, 441 nt
Organism: Melampsora larici-populina 98AG31
Lineage: Eukaryota; Fungi; Basidiomycota; Pucciniomycetes; Pucciniales; Melampsoraceae
Exons: 5
Coding region: 1-441 (146 amino acids)
Source: RefSeq, a predicted model, not a curated record